AUGGAAAAUGCCUCUGAAACAUUCUUGUUUGUGUCCAGAAUAUCAAAAGGCAAUGACUUCCUCAUGGGCACGCUCUACACUGUUUUUGGUUUGCUGUCGAUUGUGGGAAAUGGGAUCCUGCUAUUCGUGGCUUAUAGAAAGAAGUCCUCCCUGAAGCCAGCUGAGUUCUUUGUGGUUAAUCUGGCCAUCAGUGACCUAAGCAUGACCAUAACACUGUUCCCACUGGCCAUCUCAUCAGCCUUCACUCACAAGUGGCUCUUCAAUGAGACAGUCUGUGUUGUGUAUGCCUUCUGUGGAGUUUUGUUUGGCUUAUGCAGCCUGACAAACCUCACGGUGCUCACCUCUGUCUGCUGGCUCAAAGUCUGCUGCCCAAACUAUGGGAACAAGUUCUCCUACUGCCAUGCCUCCCAGCUUGUAGCUGGGGUCUGGUGCUAUGCUGCAGUGUUUGCAGUCGGUCCCCUGUCAGGCUGGGGAGAGUAUGGAACCGAGCCAUACGGGACAGCAUGCUGCAUCGACUGGUACGCCCCCAGCAGAAGCUCUGCAGCUUUGAGCUACAUCAUCUGCCUCUUCACCUUCUGCUACAUUGUUCCCUGCUCUAUCAUCAUUAUGUCCUACGUCUGCAUCCUGCUAACCAUCCGCGGCUCCCACCAGGCUGUGCAGCAGCACAUGUCACCUCAGAACAAGAUCGCAAAUGCACAUGCACUAAUUGUUAAGCUAUCUGUGGCGGUGUGCAUCGGUUUCCUCACAGCAUGGAGUCCCUAUGCUAUUGUAUCCAUGUGGGCAGCCUUUGGUAACCCACUGAACGUUCCACCCAUGUCGUUUGCACUGGCUGCAGUUUUUGCAAAAUCUUCCACCCUCUACAACCCUAUUGUCUAUUUGGUCUUCAAGCCUAACUUUCGCAAGUCUUUGUGUCGGGAUAUGGCCAAGUGUAGGACACUAUGGAUGCCUGUGCCAGCACAACUCCCCCAAACUGGAACCAGCAACCAAUGUCAUCACAAACAAGAGUUGGACUCCACAAGGUUAUCAAAUGGACUCGCGGAGAAUCACAAGAGCUGCAGAGAUGAUCCCUACCCUAAAGCAAACACUGAUAACAGCGAAAACUGUGCAGAUCGCAGCCCCCAACAGCGGACUGCCAUGAUCUUGGAAGGAUCAGCUCAUAGUGAAGUGGUGGUCAGUCAGCUCUCCAAUGAGUUACAGAGUGACUUCCUCUGAAAGAAAUACUCAGUCACACAGUGUGAAGGUGAUGCAUGAACAGGAAUGGAGAGGAAAAAGAUGACAACUUGAGGGAAUCAAAGUUGAACAAACUUGUGCAACGCCUCAAAUAUGUGACACUGCCAAAAACAUCUGCACUACGAUGGAAAA
Thalassophryne amazonica is the source of this 1362-nucleotide messenger RNA. RefSeq names its product opsin 7, group member b (gene opn7b). Gene Ontology annotation, cellular component: membrane. Gene Ontology annotation, molecular function: G protein-coupled receptor activity. The record is from RefSeq and is a predicted model, not a curated record. Lineage: Eukaryota; Metazoa; Chordata; Actinopteri; Batrachoidiformes; Batrachoididae. Gene Ontology annotation, biological process: G protein-coupled receptor signaling pathway; visual perception.